Messenger RNA from Stylophora pistillata, 863 nucleotides. RefSeq names its product U6 snRNA-associated Sm-like protein LSm4. Gene Ontology annotation, biological process: nuclear-transcribed mRNA catabolic process; mRNA splicing, via spliceosome. Lineage: Eukaryota; Metazoa; Cnidaria; Anthozoa; Scleractinia; Pocilloporidae. Gene Ontology annotation, molecular function: RNA binding. The record is from RefSeq and is a predicted model, not a curated record.
GUCGGGCUGUGCAGCCACGCCAACUACGUUUGCACGACAAAAUUCAAGAUGGUGCUACCUCUAUCUCUUUUACGGACGGCACAAAACCAUCCUAUGCUAGUAGAGCUGAAAAAUGGAGAGACAUACAAUGGCCAUCUUGUGAGUUGUGAUAACUGGAUGAACAUUAAUCUAAGGGAGGUCAUUUGCACUUCUAGAGAUGGUGAUAGGUUUUGGAAGAUACCAGAGUGUUAUGUGAGAGGCAGCAACAUAAAAUAUCUUAGGAUUCCAGAUGAGGUUAUAGACAUGGUGAAAGAUGAAAUGGUGAAACAAGGAAAAAGCAGAGGGACAGGAAGACCAGGACGAGGUGGUCGCGGAGGUGGUGGAGGCCGUGGAGGCCACAGAGAAGGUGGCAGUGGAGGUGGAGGAAGAGGCGGGUCAUUUGGUGGGCGUGGUGGGGGAAGAGGGGGAGGGGGUCAAAAGAGAAAUAGAGAUGAUAGCUCUGGAAAGUAGUGUGAUAGCUUUGAUGUAUGUGUAAAUAUAUGUGGCUAUCAAUUGCAUAAGGUACUAUAUACAGCAGGUACAAAAGUAGGCUUUUUGUAGUCUAAUGUCUCCUAAUGCUUCUAUGUGAGCUGCAUGCAAUGUAUAAAAAGUCAGUGAAGGUAGCAGUACUCCCGUGCAUACUUUCUGGGGUACAUGCACAGCUGUAACUGUUUAAGUUACAAAGAUUAUCUACAUGUACAGAUCAUCUACAUAUUCUUGAGUGUUAUUUAAAUGGGUUCAAUAGGUGUAAGCAUGUCUCUCUCUUUAUCUUAAAGUUUCCUUGCUCUUGGAGAAGAGCUGGAAGCAAGUAUUUUGUGGAUUGUCAAAUUAAACAGUUGUACCUU